UUUCGGGAGUAAGAUUGAGAGCAGCAGGAGGAGAAUAAUGCAAACUGCUUUGAGUUCUUUAAAAAGAAAAAAAGUGGGAUAUAAAUCUAAUUAAAAAACAGAAAGGCAUUUUAUUGCUUGUGAGCAGAGAGAAUCUUUUAAGCUCCUCUAAGAAGAGAUCUGGUGCACAAUCUGGUCAGAGUUGAACACUUUAAUUUUCAUUUAUUUCAGUAGAAAUGUUGAGCAUAUAUUUAAGUGAUUCUCCAAAAUCUAUUAAACAGGUUAAUAUUAGGUUGUUCAAGGAACAGUGGAGCUGAUAGAAGUAUGGAUCAGCUUAAUUUCUACUCCUCUCUGCUGAUCUUUUCCUUUAAGCAUCUUCUGCUAUCAUCCUGCCCUUCUCCUUUGAAUACUAGGGAAGGUAUCUUGGUUGUUUUAACCUUGGAGAAAAAGCACUUUCUAGCAUUAUACAGCUGUUUUCCAAGCAGAUGAUUUUGACUUCAUCUAUCCAAGUUGCUUCCCUAAGGCUUAAAGGGGUGGAUUGUACAGCUCCAAAGAGAGCAGAAUUCCUUUUAAAAUGACCUUAGAAGUACCUUUACUUUGUCCUUGGAAAUGGCUUUUGUAUUUGAAGUAGUGGCAACACUUUCUACCCUUUUGAAGUAAAGUCUGUGGUGUGUGGAAAAUGCAAGCCAGCUCAAAUUAUUGAAAUUCUGGCUGAAAAGAACAUUCAGUAAUUCUAGAAGAAUUUUUUUACUAAACUGUUUAGAAAUUAUUCAUGUUUACAGGCUUUGAUCAUUGUAGCUUCAGAGAACAAAUUCUCUAAAACUGGACUUUUGUUCUGCUGGAAGUCAGGUGCUCUUUACCUUGGAAACAUAAUUCUCUGGAAUUUGGCAGUGGUUUGGGAAUAGCUGCAGAGCCUGUCAUAGGCUGCAUGCAAAUGUACCUUUUAAAUGAUAUAUCAGAAUAAAACCUCAUAUGUGAAAUCCAGGAAUGUUUUAACGUGACAGGAUUUUAAAAAAGAGAAUCCACUCAGGAGGCCCGCUCGUUUGGAAUUGUGCUCCAGAUGAAGAUUUAAGUUUUUGUAGUGCUUCAGGUCCCUCCCUCCCUUUCAGUUCAGCUGUUUCUCCUGAUGUAUAUUUGUUACAAAGCAUAAAUAGAAUAGUUAUUCACAUCUGUUUUAAGGCCACUGGUAUGUUAUUGUGGACAUAUAUGCAAAAUAGGUAUAUAUGAAUAGACAGGUAUUUUAGUUUCCAAACGUGUCAGCAGUCUGAGGUCUUUUGUUCAAACUGUGGUGAGUUGUCAUGUUGGCCAAACCAGGAUAUAGUAGUAGUUAUUCAGUUUCUUUGUAAGUAAAAACUAUCUAAGUGAAAAAAUCAUUUUUAAAAUGAAUAAUAUAGUUGAUUAGAAGGGGAUAUUUUGCAGUUGUGAACUAUACUAAAAUCGAUAACUUCAUGGGCAAUAUCCAACAGGAUGCAACUGGCAAUGUAAAAUAUGUUGUGCUAACAUAAACACCUCAAGGACAGUUAAUAGUACUAUUUUCCAUUUAUUUAUUCAUUCAUUUAUCUUUCGGUAUAAAGAUACUGAAAGAUACUUGCAUUAUGUCCCCUUAAUGCAAGACAAUGGUGGAAGCAGGGGGAAUUCCAUUUGGGAAUGUACUCAUCAGAUUUAGUGAUCUGACUUUAUGGCCAUUUUUAAGCCACAGAAUAUAUUAUCAGGAAUUGGGUGAUAACAGAAUUCAGUGUUCUGGGUUGCAUCUUUACAGGUACUUGGUGUAGAAAAUGUUCCAGGACUGUGCAACAAAUGCUGUGAAGUGCUACUGUUGUAACAUUGACAAGAAAAGUAUUAUCUGAUAGUUCUUCUGGCUCCACUGUUUUUGGCCUUGAUUAAAUCAGAGUUAUGUUACAGAGCCCAGAGAUGUGGACACAAAAACUGACAUUCUCUUGGGAUACCAUAUUACGUAUGCCAGUGUUACCAUAUUCUGGCAAAUAUUACUUUAUGCUGAUUGGGAUGGGGAAGAUAUUUAAAUAUGCUUCUUGCUAAAUUGUAUAUAGCAUAAAGUGGGCUGAAUGGAAGGUAGAUCUCUUGGUUUUCUGAAUAGAUCUGAAAAUGGUUGUUUAACAGUGGCAACAAAAAAUGCCUCUUGUCCCCCCAAAUAUUCCACUAUUGAAGUAAAGAAGCCUUGCCAAGAGAUAACUAGGAGUUAAUUUUUGUAUGCAAGGACUGUGAGCUCAAUUAAGUUCUGGUUGCAAGAACAAAUUAUUGGAAUCAAACCAAGUACUUGUAAAGAUGCAAUCCUCAAUUAUGUAUAUCUUUUGUGUUUAUCUCUGCUUGGUGGGCUUCUCGAGACUAUGGUUAAAAAGAAGGACCUACAAGACUGAAGCCUGUCAACCCCUGGCUUAAAAUGUUUAUUCCACUGUCACCUUUGAGACCUAUAUGAAAAUACUGGAUUUGACUGGCAUCGAGUCCAUGGACCAGUGUCGUCAUACUCUGGAGCAACACAACUGGAACAUAGAGGCUGCUGUUCAGGAUCGACUGAAUGAACAAGAAGGUGUCCCAAGUGUCUUCAAUCCACCACCUUCUCGACCGCUACAAGUCAAUACUGCUGACCACAGAAUCUACAGCUAUGUUGUUUCAAGGCCGCAACCAAGGGGCUUGUUAGGAUGGGGUUACUAUUUGAUAAUGCUUCCAUUCCGAUUUACAUAUUACACUUUACUUGAUAUAUUUAGGUUUGCUUUGCGAUUCAUACGUCCUGAUCCUCGUAGCCGCGUCACUGACCCUGUAGGUGACAUUGUUUCAUUUAUUCAUAUGUUUGAAGAAAAAUUUGGAAGAAUGCAUCCAGUCUUUUACCAGGGAACUUACAGCCAGGCACUGAAUGAUGCAAAGAGAGAGUUACGUUUCCUGCUUGUUUACCUUCAUGGUGAUGACCACCAGGACACUGAUGAAUUCUGUCGCAACACACUCUGUGCACCUGAAGUGAUCUCCCUUAUAAAUUCCAGGAUGCUUUUCUGGGCCUGUUCCACAAAUAAACCAGAGGGAUAUAGAGUAUCUCAGGCGCUGCGUGAGAACACCUACCCAUUUCUGGCAAUGAUCAUGUUGAAAGAUCGUAGAAUGACUGUUGUUGGAAGGUUAGAAGGACUCAUCCAGCCUGAUGACCUCAUUAACCAAUUGACAUUCAUCAUGGAUGCCAACCAGACAUACCUGGUGUCUGAGCGAUUGGAAAGAGAAGAGAGAAACCAAACUCAAGUUCUGAGACAGCAGCAGGAUGAGGCAUACCUGGCAUCUUUACGGGCGGAUCAGGAGAAGGAACGCAAGAAAAAAGAAGAGCAUGAGAAGAAGAAGAGAAAGGAGGAGGAGGUACAGCAGCAGAAGCUGGCAGAGGAGAGACGGCAACGGACUUUGCAGGAGGAGAAGGAACGGAAAUCUGAAUGCCUUCCUCCAGAACCACAUCCUGAUGACCCAGAAAGUGUCAAGAUCAUCUUCAAAAUGCCCAAUGACUCCAGGGUGGAGAGACGAUUCCAUUUUGCGCAGUCUUUAACGGUGAUCCAUGACUUCCUAUUCUCAUUGAAGGAGAGCCCAGAGAAGUUUCAGAUUGAGGCCAACUUCCCCCGCCGUGUCCUGCCCUGCCUUCCUACAGAGGAGUGGCCUAAUCCACCUACGCUGCAAGAAGCUGGACUCAGCCACACGGAAGUUCUUUUUGUGCAGGACCUCACGGACGAUUGACACUUUUCCAAACUAGAGAGAUGGAAAGAGAAAUUCCUAUUAUAAUACAAUAUUUUUUUUAAAGACUGCUGCGUACAAAUGAGGGAUCAGAGACUAUGUGGCCUGGGCCAGCCACGUGAUGUGUCUGCCCUGUCAGGAGAAGCUGCACACGCUUGUGCACACUCAGCCCCCUUUUUUACGUUCAGAGGGCAGGCGGGAGGGGCCACAAUUGCCCUCCCAAGGUGAGGGUCAGAAACGGCAGCUCUUGGUAAAUAUUGCUUUCAUUGGAAAUGAUACACUCCAACAUUCUGACAUUAGGAGAUCUGAUGUUUCGCUGCUUGUGACAACUCGAGGACCGUAGCUGUGGGCCAGGCUGAGAUCUUCUGUCCCAGUUGCAGAGAGACGGGCAGAGGGUUGCUUCUUCCAGCUCCUCACUCUGUAAAAAUCUAUUAAAUAUUUCUUUUGCUUUGUAAUGACCAAAGGAGAAUGGGGGUAAUGCUGUUUUGUUUUGCUUUUAAAAUCAGGAGCUGGUUGGCAUUCUUAACAACAGGGGCUCUUCUUCUCCAGGGUUCUUAGCCUGCGUAGUGUAAUAAACUCUGCCUCUAGUGUGCCUGUGCUACACCUUUGACUGUCAGUGUCUUACUGCCUACACAGACUGCACCUGGCUAAAUUCCCUUAGGCUUUGUUACAGCCUCAGUCUGAAUUCCUAAGUAAAUUUUUAAAAAAUCGGGGCAGCCCCUCAGCUUGCCUGAACUCACUCUGGAGGAACCUUUGAUCUUGCCAGUGUGAGACUUGUCCAGUCUCACCUCAUGAGGGAUCUUCUGUGGUGACUGAAGGAAAGGUAGAACAGGUCGACUAACUUCUAAGCAAGGGCUAUAGAAAUGUUUGAUAAGCCAGGUGAGACGUCCAUGGUAAUUGUCUCAGUAUUAGUGGGUGUAGUGCCUCCCUGCCUAGAAAAGGCUACGGGGCAAAAGAGGAGCAAAACAUGGUCGCUAAUGUUCCAAGGGGCUAAUGCAGUUCUGCCAGAGCAUUCAACUUGCUCAUGGCUGCAGCUUUUGGAUUUGAUCCAGGCUCACCUUCAUAAAGGGAACUGGAAUCCAGCAGAAGCUGCCCACUUGAGGAACUUACGGCCUUGCGUAUGUUUUGACCUACAACUCCCAUAAGCCCUAGCCAGCAUAUGCAGUGAGGAGGGAUGAUGGUAGUUGGAGGCCAGAAUAUCUAAAGGUCCCUAGUAGUGCCUACCCCUGCAAUAGAUGAAGGGGGUUGGAUGGUGGUUUUCUCCAGUUUGCCCUGCAGCGCACCCUAGGAGGUGGCAGUGGGGACUACAGGAGAGGUUGGAGAUCGGCCCCCUUCCUCCUAGGCUAGUAAUACACUACUGAAUGCAAGUCUGGAUCCAGCCCAUUAUUUGUCUCAAGUGUAGGGAGAUUAAGCCUGCCCCAUCAUGCAGUGAGAUGUUCUUAAGGUCAGCAAAGGUGCCCUCUUGUCUUUCCAGCUAACAAGGACACAGUUUUUAGUUGUAAAAACCUAAGCUUGUGAAAGAGCACAAACAUUUGCAAAUGGAACUCAUUGGGUUCUUGCAGGUCUGCCACAUUUGCGACUCUGUGUGUCAAAGAUAAUGCCUCCUGCAGAUCAGCAGCAUUUGGCAUCUUGAGCUGGACUCAUGAAAUACAGUAUUACUUUUAUUUGUCAGACAUAGCUUCCAUUCUCUAUUUUGUUUGAUGUGGUCAGAAGCACAAGAAUGCUGAUUUUUCUGUUCGUCCUUUUGGUUAUGAAUCCAGAAAAGAAUCUGAGCAAGUUUUGUACAAGGGACACUUUAUGAGGAAAGGAAUGCUGACUUCCUGCGGGAUGGAAUGGGCUUGCUGUCUGCACAGGCACCUGUGUAGAACCGUCCUUGACUUCAAUCAUCGUGUGAGUAUGUGUGCACAGACUAGUGCAUACUUAUGCAGGUGCAAUGAUCCGAUGGUGGCCACAGUGUAGAGCAGUGCCUAAGCUGCUGCCAAAGAGUGACGUAAUCAGUUUCCCAGCUGGGGCAAGGGGUGCCCCAGUCUCUUGUUGAUCAAGCCAUCUAGGCACCUGUUCCAAGAAUGAGAGGUGGGCAGGUGGAGUGUUUGAACAAAGCAGAGCCCUCAUGUACAGCCUAAGCUCUUUGCCCUUUCCUUAUCUUGUAACUGUUGUCACAAAGGCAGAAGGUGUGUGUGGGUGUCCGUGUGUUGCUGUUAUCUUCCACAGAAAGCAAAACCUGAGAACUAUUUCAUGGGAAUCAUGUAUAUAAGCAUAGCUGCUGCAGUUGCAUUAUCGGAGGGAUAAUCUAAAUUUGCGGAACUUGGUGCCGAACCAGGUAGGGUGGAAGCAGCCAGACUAAUUUUAUCAUGUGCCUGCCAUAUGCUUUCACACUGUCUCCCAGACCUGGGUCUGAAAUAAAUUUUUUAGAGCACUAGGGUUGUGCAGGUGCAGAGAGCUCCUCUCCUCUCCUGUGCCAUUCUCUGUCACGGCAGGCACUUCUCUUCAGCCUGCUUCCAGUGUCCCAAGUGAGUGAGGCUGAAGGAAGGGUAUGCAAAAAGUAUGGGUAUACAGUAAGGGAAAAUCCAUUCCUUUCACAUGGUCUUAGCUUUUUCAAGUAAAACCCCACCCAUUCCCUUAUAUGCAAAUUGUAGUUGUCCUCCCCAAAAUAGCAAAACCCCGUUGUGACAAAAAGGAGACGGUGGUGAAUGGGGUCAUGAGCCUGCUGCUCUUAACAUGCUUGUUUUCAGCCAGUCUGCAAAGCAGUUAUUCUGCCUGUGUCUUAAACUGGAACCAAGUAUUUUUGGCCAUUGCCUUUCUACAAAAGGAAGAUUUCUGUAUGCCCGAUCUCGCAGUAGCUUGUUCCAUCUUAAACAUGCUGUGUUGUUUCUGUUAAUGCUGACUACUUAUCAAAGCAUGAGCAAAAAUGAUUUGGAAAAACAAGUCAUCUCCGAAAGUGAGCAUUGGCAUUAAAGGAUGUGGUUUACAAUAUAAAAGUUUUAAAACUCCCAGUACUACAUGCUUUUUGUAGAGGUUGAUGUUGGGGGAUGUACAAAGGGGACUUUACUAAAUUCUACUGUAAAAACUUGAA
This is a messenger RNA of Varanus komodoensis (Komodo dragon), 6766 nucleotides long. It is a transcript of the gene FAF2, whose product is annotated as Fas associated factor family member 2. Gene Ontology annotation, cellular component: endoplasmic reticulum. NCBI's taxonomy places the organism in Eukaryota, Metazoa, Chordata, Lepidosauria, Squamata, Varanidae. The transcript has 11 exons. The record is from RefSeq and is a predicted model, not a curated record. Gene Ontology annotation, molecular function: ubiquitin binding. The coding region runs from base 2410 to 3696 and encodes 428 amino acids.